Messenger RNA from Oncorhynchus mykiss (rainbow trout), 1200 nucleotides. It is a transcript of the gene ywhaba, whose product is annotated as tyrosine 3-monooxygenase/tryptophan 5-monooxygenase activation protein, beta polypeptide a. The record is from RefSeq and is marked provisional. Lineage: Eukaryota; Metazoa; Chordata; Actinopteri; Salmoniformes; Salmonidae.
GGACAGCUUGGUACUCCCAUCGUUUAGAGAAAAAGCAGGAUUCAAAAUACAAGCUAAAUCCCCGACAUGGACAAGAACGACCUGGUACAGAAGGCUAAGCUGGCCGAGCAGGCCGAACGCUAUGACGACAUGGCGGCGGCGAUGAAAGCGGUGACGGAGCAGGGCGGCGAGCUCUCCAACGAGGAGCGCAACCUGCUGUCGGUGGCCUACAAGAAUGUCGUGGGGGCGCGUCGCUCCUCCUGGCGCGUCAUCUCCAGCAUCGAGCAGAAGACCGAAGGCAACGAGAAGAAGCAGCAGAUGGCCCGUGAAUACCGCGAGAAGAUUGAGGCCGAGCUGCAGGACAUCUGCAAGGAUGUGCUGGCACUCCUCGACAAUUACCUCAUUGCCAAUGCGACUCAGGCAGAAAGCAAGGUGUUCUACCUUAAAAUGAAAGGUGACUACUACAGAUAUCUGUCCGAGGUGGCAUCUGGAGACUCAAAAAAGACCACAGUGGAGAACUCCCAGCAGGCCUACCAGGAGGCAUUUGACAUCAGCAAGAAGGACAUGCAGCCGACACACCCCAUCAGGCUGGGCCUCGCUCUCAACUUUUCCGUCUUCUAUUACGAGAUCCUCAACUCCCCCGAGCAAGCCUGCAGUUUGGCGAAGGCGGCUUUCGAUGAAGCGAUCGCCGAACUUGACACCUUGAACGAGGACUCUUACAAAGACAGCACCUUGAUCAUGCAGCUACUAAGGGACAAUCUCACUCUGUGGACAUCAGAAAACCAGGGUGACGAGGGGGAUGCCGGCGAAGGGGAGAACUAAAGGCGUUGCACAUCACUGUUAAUCCACCCACACUCUUCUUUCUCUUAUUUUACACAUAUACAGCCCAUACAUCCCUGCUCCAUCCAGCCCCCUCCCUUUCUGUAUGACAAGCAGCAUGAAUUGUACCUGACCUACCAGUUGUGCCCUUUCUCAGAUAUGCUCAGUUGUUAACAAGCAGAGUAUUGUUUUGUGAGGAUAAAAGAAAAAGAAAUUUACCCGGUUGAGUGGCAAGGCCAUUCACCCCCCCUUCCCCUUUUGAUUCUCUCCUAACAUUUCAUAAAGAUAUGUUCUUUCACCUAGCAAGAUAUGCAUUUUAGUAUCCUUUUUUGCUUUGCUAGUGUACUGGCGAUUGCUGGUUUUUAUUCAAAAAGGUCAUUAAACUGUCCGUUUAUUUUCAAC